Messenger RNA from Pipistrellus nathusii (Nathusius's pipistrelle), 303 nucleotides. The record is from the annotation of a GenBank genome assembly. NCBI's taxonomy places the organism in Eukaryota, Metazoa, Chordata, Mammalia, Chiroptera, Vespertilionidae.
AUGCAGGGACCACAUCUGGGAGAGGAGAGUGAAGUCCCCAGCUCUCACACCAGCCAGCGGGGACAAGGACUGAGCACGCUAGCUGUUCCCAGGCCACCUAUCACCUCUUCCCUCUUCCUAGCUGCUGGGGAGGUGGCCAGAGAGGACACUGAGUCACUGGCCUCCGGAGAGGAGACAGAGGCUGGCCUUCUCCCCUGUGAGUCAGGCUCUCCAGCCACACAGUGGGCUGCCCGCCAAGCUCUAUUCCUUUACCUCCUGUCUGCAACCACACGUCUGAGGUUGAUGGCAAUUGUCACCUUCUGA